CGGCGGCGUGGACGGCCACUUCCUCGGCGCCGGGCGGGCCGGACCGCGCAGGGCCAUGGCCGAGGCGGCCGCGGCUCCGAUUUCUCCCUGGACCAUGGCGGCCACCAUCCAGGCCAUGGAGCGCAAGAUCGAGUCACAGGCGGCCCGCUUGCUGUCCCUGGAGGGCCGCACCGGGAUGGCCGAGAAGAAGCUGGCCGACUGCGAGAAGACGGCGGCCGAGUUCGGCCAGCAGCUGGAGGGCAAGUGGGCCGUGCUGGGCACGUUGCUGCAGGAGUACGGGCUGCUGCAGCGGCGCCUGGAGAACAUGGAGAACCUGCUGAGGAACAGAAACUUCUGGAUCCUGCGGCUGCCGCCCGGCAGCAAGGGCGAGACCCCCAAGGUGCCCGUGACCUUUGAUGACGUGGCCGUGUAUUUCUCCGAGCAGGAGUGGGGCAAGCUGGACGCUUGGCAGAAGGAGCUGUACAAGCACGUGAUGCGAGGCAACUACGAGACGCUGGUGUCGCUGGACUACGCCAUCUCCAAGCCCGAGGUGCUCUCCCAGAUCGAGCAAGGCAAGGAGCCGUGUAGCUGGCGCCGCGGGGCCCCCAAGGUCCCAGACGUGCCCGUGGACCCGAGUCCAGGCGCCGGGCCCCCCGUGCCCGCCCCCGACCUCCUCAUGCAGAUCAAGCAGGAGGGUGAGCUGCAGCUGCAGGAGCAGCAGGGCCUGGGCGUCGAGGCCUGGGCCAGCGGGCAGCCCGACAUCGGGGAGGAGCCCUGGGGCCUCGGCCAGCUCGACGCGGGAGCCGCCGACGUGUCCACGGACGCCGCCUCCGGUGUCCACUCCAGCUUCCCCACCACCAUCCCGCCCACGUCGUGGCAUGCGGAUCUCCCCCCGCACCACCCCUCCUCGGCCUGCUCCGACGGCGCCCUGAAGCUCAGCACCGCGGCCGCCUCCACGGAAGAUGUGAAGAUCGUGAUCAAAACGGAAGUCCAGGAGGAGGAGGUGGUGGCCGCCCCCGUGCAUCCUACUGACCUCGAGGCCCACGGCUCGCUCUUCGGACCGGGCCAGGCCACCCGCUUCUUCCCCAGCCCCGUGCAGGAGGGCGCCUGGGAGAGCCAGGCCGGCUCCUUCCCCGGCCCGGACCCCGUGCUGGGCCUCCGGGAGCCCGCCCGGCCCGAGAGAGACCUGGGGGAGCUGAGCCCCGCCGUGGCCCAGGAGGACGCGCCCCCUGGGGACUGGCUCUUCGGCGGGGUCCGCUGGGGCUGGAAUUUCCGCUGCAAGCCCCCCGUGGGCCUGAAUCCCCGCCCGGGCCCCGAGGGGCUGCCCUACCCGUCGGCGGACGGCGGGGAGGCGGUGCUGGACCCCACGGGCCAGGCGGCCCGGCCCUUCGCCGCCGACCCCUGCAAGUACCCGGGCCGGACCAAGGGCUUCGGCCACAAGCCGGGCCUCAAGAAGCACCCGGCGGCGCCGCCCGGGGCCCGGCCCUUCGCCUGCAGCACGUGCGGGAAGAGCUUCCAGCUGCAGGUCAGCCUGAGCGCGCACCAGCGCAGCUGCGGGCCGGGCGCGCCGGGGGCGGGGGGGCGCGGCGGCGGGGGGCGCGGCGGCCGACGGGGCGGCGGCGGGCGCGCGGGGGGCGGCGGCGGCGGCGCGCGGGACGGCAGCGGGCUGCGCUGCGGCGAGUGCGGGCGCUGCUUCACGCGCCCGGCGCACCUGAUCCGGCACCGCAUGCUGCACACGGGCGAGCGGCCCUUCCCCUGCACCGAGUGCGAGAAGCGCUUCACCGAGCGCUCCAAGCUCAUCGACCACUACCGGACGCACACGGGCGUGCGGCCCUUCGCCUGCACCGUCUGCGGCAAGAGCUUCAUCCGCAAGGACCACCUGCGCAAGCACCAGCGCAACCACGCGGCCGGCGCCAAGGGGCCCCCCGCGCCCGCGCCCGCGCCCGGCCCCGCCGCCGCCGCCGCCGCGCGCCCGCCGCCCGCGCCCCUGCCGCCCGCGCCCCCCGACCCCUUCAAGGGCCCGCCCGCCAAGGCGCCGCUGGCCGCCACGGACCUGGUCACCGACUGGACUUGCGGCCUGGGCGUCCUGGGGCCCGCGGGGGACGCCGGGGACCUGUGA
Sorex fumeus (smoky shrew) is the source of this 2098-nucleotide messenger RNA. RefSeq names its product zinc finger protein 746 (gene ZNF746). The record is from RefSeq and is a predicted model, not a curated record. Gene Ontology annotation, biological process: regulation of DNA-templated transcription. NCBI's taxonomy places the organism in Eukaryota, Metazoa, Chordata, Mammalia, Eulipotyphla, Soricidae.